Molecule: messenger RNA, 1669 nt
Organism: Caenorhabditis angaria
Lineage: Eukaryota; Metazoa; Nematoda; Chromadorea; Rhabditida; Rhabditidae
Source: the annotation of a GenBank genome assembly
AUGGCCGACUUGCCUCAUGCUAUUCCAGCCGUUGAUAUGAUCAACGCCACUUCUCGCCUUCAAAUUGAGGCUUCCGAGGUAAUUUUUGAAAAUUGAUUGGAUUUGCGAAAAAAAACAUAUAAAUUUAUAGAUUAGAGCAAACAAGCCAAGUUGGGGAUCUUAUUUCCGAUCACAAAUGAUUCAACAAGAUGAUUAUAACUUCAUCACCGCUUAUGAAGGAGCCAAGGUUAGUUUUUGUUUUGUUUUUUGACAGAGUUUAGACUAAAAAAUUGUAGAACAAGGAAGAGCGCGAUCAAGUUCUUGCUGCAAAUGAUGCCAAUGGUCAAGCCGCCAAAACUGUCGCUAACUUGAUCACCCAAGUCGCCAAAGAUCAAAAUGUUCGUUAUGUUUUGACAUUGUUCGAUGAUAUGCUUCAAGAAGACAAAAGCCGUGUUGAAAUCUUCCAUUCCGCUGCUGCCAAGCAAAAACGAACUGUCUGGUCACAAUUUAUCAGCAUUCUUCAACGUCAAGACAACUUCAUUGUUAACCAGGUAAUUUUUGAAAGAAGUUUAGAUCAGUUCUGAAAAAACAUGAUUUUUAGAUGAGCUCCAUCAUCGCCAAGUUGGCUUGCUUCGGAACAACUCGCAUGGAAGGUCAAGAACUCCAAUACUACUUCUCGUUCUUGAAAGAGCAAUUGAAAAAUGCUCCAGUAAGUUUAUCUGAUUUUUUUCUUAUCAAAAAUUUCAAAAUUUGUAGACCAAUGAGUACAUGAACACAACUGCUAGAUGUCUUCAAAUGAUGUUGAGAAUCGAUGAAUACAGAAAUGUUUUUGUUGAUCACGAAGGAAUUGAAGCCCUUGUUGCUGCUCUCAGUGGAAAGACAAACUUCCAACUUCAAUACCAACUUAUCUUCGCUCUCUGGUGCCUCACUUUCAAUACGGAAAUCGCCAACAAAACCACAAAAUUGGGAGUUAUCCAAACUCUUGGAGAUAUCCUUUCUGAAUCAACAAAAGAAAAAGUCAGCCGAAUUAUUCUCUCAACAUUUGUCAAUAUUUUGAACAAGGCCGAUGAACGUGAAAUCAAAAGAGAAGCCGCUUUGCAAAUGGUUCAAUGCAAAACAUUGAAAACUUUGGAAUUGAUGGAAUCCAAGAAAUAUGAUGAUCCAGAUCUUGAGGAAGAUAUUCGAUUCUUGAAUGAAGAAUUGAUGUCAUCGGUUCAUGAUUUGAGUUCGUAUGAUGAAUAUUUGGCUGAAGUUCGAAGUGGACGUUUGACUUGGUCACCAGUGCACAAAUCUGACAAAUUCUGGCGUGAUAAUGCUCAAAAAUUCAAUGACAAACAAUUCGAAGUUCUCAAGACACUUAUCAAACUUUUGGAAGGAAGCCAAGAUCCAUUGAUUCUUUGUGUUGCUGCACACGAUAUCGGAGAAUAUGUUAGACAUUAUCCAAGAGGAAAAACGUGAGUUAUUAUCAAAUAUUGAAGAUCUUAUAUUUUUUGAGUCAACAAUGUUUUUCAGCUUGGUCGAACAAUUCCAAGGAAAGCAAGCUGUGAUGAAACUUUUGACCGCUGAAGAUCCAAAUGUUCGUUAUCACGCUCUUUUGGCUGUUCAAAAACUCAUGGUUCACAACUGGGAAUACUUGGGAAAACAAUUGGACAGUGAACCAGCUCAAGGUGAAUCCAUCGCCGCCAAGUAA